GAUUUCUCCGGCUAAUUUCUCUUCAUUCGUCGCUCUGAAAUCUGCGCUCCGGAGCUGUUUUGAGCGCAGUCUUCUCCAAAAUAAACCCCCUCUGAACGUGUGGAGAGCGGCGGGCUGCUGCCAUGCGGGUGCUUCUGUUGUUCGCCGUGACGGUGCUGUCUCUGAGCCCGGCGGCGGUGAGCGGAGCCGAUAAGAAGAAGCUCCAGAUCGGCAUCAAGAAGCGAGUGGACAACUGCUCCAUCAAGUCCCGGAAGGGAGACGUGCUGAACAUGCACUACACGGGUAAGCUGGAGGACGGCACGGAGUUUGACAGCAGCAUCCCCCGCGACAGGCCCUUCACCUUCACACUGGGCACGGGCCAGGUGAUCAAAGGCUGGGACCAGGGCCUGCUGGGCAUGUGCGAGGGCGAGAAGAGGAAGCUGGUCAUCCCCUCCGAGCUCGGCUACGGAGACCGGGGAGCUCCCCCAAAGAUCCCCGGGGGAGCGACGCUCAUCUUCGAAGUGGAGCUGCUCAGCAUCGAGAGGAGGUCCGAUCUUUGAUGAAGAGAGGAUGGAAAAAGAAAACUUACACUUUCCAAACGUUCCAGGAGCUGCUGCAGAACUACUACUUGGAGAUCGUCUGACCUCUGAUGAAGACUACAUGGAAAAUCUGGGAGUAGAGAUGACAACCC
Molecule: messenger RNA, 670 nt
Organism: Anoplopoma fimbria (sablefish)
Lineage: Eukaryota; Metazoa; Chordata; Actinopteri; Perciformes; Anoplopomatidae
Gene: fkbp2
Product: FKBP prolyl isomerase 2
Exons: 2
Coding region: 123-539 (138 amino acids)
Biological process (GO): protein peptidyl-prolyl isomerization
Molecular function (GO): peptidyl-prolyl cis-trans isomerase activity
Source: RefSeq, a predicted model, not a curated record